Didymodactylos carnosus is the source of this 1389-nucleotide messenger RNA. NCBI's taxonomy places the organism in Eukaryota, Metazoa, Rotifera, Eurotatoria, Philodinida, Philodinidae. The record is from the annotation of a GenBank genome assembly.
AUGAAUUACAAUAUUAUUAUGCCAUCGGUAGUAUUUCAACCGUUACUACAAAAUUCGAUUGGCUUCAAAAAUCUUAAUAGUACCUAUGCGGACCACUAUAAAUGGAAACAAUACCAUCACACAUUGAAAGAUAAAAAAAUUUCACCGUAUGGACAAGAAUAUCAAAAACAACAACUAAAAAUUCAACAGCAAUCAAACAAAUCACCAAAAUCUGAACAUUCACAGUCAGAAUCAUUAAUGACAAUAAAACGUGUAGAAAAUCGUCAAGAAAAAAGAUCUGAUGACAAUAAUGUUAAGUCAGUCAAAUUCAAACAUGACGAUACACUCAUAGACGAUCCGAAUGACAGUGAAAAGGCAGUGUACAUCGUAGAAUGGAAGCGUCGACCAUCUUCAACCAUCGAAAAUCAAUCUGUCAAACAUAAGCUUGAAACAGAGGUUCCACAACGUCCAAAAACUGUCAUUGCGAAGAGUACGACGGAAAAAGAUGAAACAAUAGAAAAAACACCAAUUAAACGAGUGCCCAUUGAUCCGAACGAUCCAACACGUCACUGGUUAACAUAUCCAAAUCCUACUACACCACAAUAUUUAAUCGAUAUUAAAAAACGACUUGGUCAACUGCGAUCAGAUCCACCAAAACUGUAUGAGAGUGAACGUUCAUUAUCAGCUUUAAGUCAAAAUCAAGUAUCGAAUAAUGAAAGAAAUCAACAAUCACGUCCAUCGUUUGCUUCUCAACCGGUUGAGCAUAAUUUCUUAAGUUAUAUCGCCAAUGAAACCCCGUUAGAACUUCGCACUUCUCGUUAUCGUUUAAGAAAAGAACGUUAUAAUCCAUCGUUAGAUAAUUUUCCCUCAUCCGAGGUCAAAGAAGCAUUUACUCGCGACCAGCGGCCACAUACGGUACCAGUUAGUGUACAACGACAAAGAGAAGACGAAUUAGAAAAGAAGCAAACAGAUGAUGAAAGCACCAACAGUCAGGUGUGGACAACUAUGCCAUCAUCCAAUUCGUCUGUUGUACAACAGCAAGAAAAUGGUGAUCAAAAUAGUAGCGAUACAGUUUACGUUCAAGUUGUAGACUGUGACGGACUUCCAAAUGAAUACAUUGAUGCAUUAGAAACAGCGUCUGAUGCACAAGAACAUCAUGAAACGAAUAAAUAUUCAUCACAUCCAACAUACUAUGAAUCACAACAAAAACAACGAGAAAACAAUUUAGAUGAAUGGAAUUAUAACGAAAGACCAACGAGACGACCGAUGACAAGUUUAAAUGCCGUUGCUGAUAGAACAGAGACCCCACCCUAUCGUGUUUCAUCAGCAAAUGGUACUCAUCGAUUAAACAGAGAAACAAUAACACCGGUAGGAGAAACAGCUCGAAAACGUUUUGUUGUUUGCCAGUAG